AUGAUUCAACUCACAGUUGGUCUGUAUCAAAGUCCGGUAUAUCUCUGUUCUGACAACAGCGUUGAUGGCCUGGUACAGCUCUCUGGGUAUGUGCGAAUGAGAACCAGCCAACCUGAGACAGUCAAUUCGCUUCAUGUGAUUUUAUCGGUCAGCGUCAAAACAAGGCGUUCACUUGGACGAAAAUGGACUUCGCCAAUGCCUAUAGCGAGUUAUGAAUCCGUCGUCAUCGAACGGGAUCGUAGGAUAGAGGCUGGUGAAUCCAGCUUUGAUUUCAGUUUACAAAUAUCAGAUCAAGUUCCACCUUCUAGAGAUACUCAAUUUGAAAAAAUAACUCAUUCACUUCACGCUAUCAUUCCCAACGAAUCACCAUCAUACGUGCGGAGACCCCUCAAAAUAAAUUGGCAGGACAGAUUACCAUUAUCGAUAUCGGUUGCAUCCUCUACCAUUCGGAAGAAGAUGUCCAGGAAAAGAGGUUCUCAAUCGUCUCAUCCCGCCAUCUUACCUGCCAAAACCAUGAAUUCGACCGAUAUUCUGGUCUGCGAAUCAUGUUUUGACUCUGAAUAUGGCCUGUCGUUCCCAUGGGAAAACCAUACUGAGAUCGAAAGUGUAGGGGCAAAGGUAUCAAUCAGUUGUGAUAGCAGUUCGAUGUUACUCGGUUCUCCCGCAAACAUUCACCUACAUUUACACGAGUUGCCACCUAGCUUGAUCGUACACGGAUGGAACAUGUCUCUUAUACAGAUAACAGAAGCUCCAAAAAGCAGUUCAGAACACACUUCAUCCCUUUCGGUUUUCAAGGAAGAGUUCUUAAUCGGGAAAGGGGGUGACCCAUGUUAUUCCCGCCUCCCCGAACGAACAGCAGCCGUACUUGGCAGACCCGAAACAGGAGCCUAUUUGUGGAAAGGUCCUAAAUCCGAUGCUGUCGAUGACGAAACGGCACGAGGAAAUGAAGCGCAUUCCUCAUCGUACGAUGGAGAUCUACCCGUUCGACUACCUUCGCCUGUUAUUGGUGGUACACCCUCGUACCUAGGCAGGGAGAACUAUUCCUCAGUGGAACAUCGCCUCCGGCUAACUCUAUUUUUUUCGGUAUUCAACCAGCCUUCACAAAGAAUUCCGUCUCCUUCGAGAGACUCACUGCCUGAGACGACUUAUAUCACCAACUGGGAUUUCGUAAGGCCAAUCAACGUCCUUUCAGAUUCAUAUUACGUUGAGAACACACCACUACCAUCUUAUUCUCGGGAUUCGAAACCGUUUUUCCACCACGAAGAGAGGACCAAGGAUUUUGACCGAGCAAAACGUUUCGACUCAAUGCUCUUACCCCGUAUACUCACGAUAGCAGAGUUCGAUGGAAGAUUCACGCGACCGGUGGCUAUGGAGCCAAAGAGGUUGAUUGAAGCCGCCGCGAACCAUUGGGAAGAGACCGGAGGCCUUUGUGCGUGCUUCGAAGAUCAUUCCCCCGAAAGCCAUAUGGACCCAACCGCAGGUCUCGUUCCGUCUCUGUUGUCAGGAGAAAAAAAUAGGAUUUGA
Messenger RNA from Kwoniella shivajii, 1524 nucleotides. RefSeq lists its product as uncharacterized. Bases 1 to 1524 code for a protein of 507 amino acids. Lineage: Eukaryota; Fungi; Basidiomycota; Tremellomycetes; Tremellales; Cryptococcaceae. The transcript is spliced from 3 exons. The record is from RefSeq and is a predicted model, not a curated record.